Messenger RNA from Blumeria graminis f. sp. triticale, 942 nucleotides. The record is from the annotation of a GenBank genome assembly. Lineage: Eukaryota; Fungi; Ascomycota; Leotiomycetes; Helotiales; Erysiphaceae.
AUGUCAUUCACUCGGAUUCCUGGAAACGACGAUAUUUUCGUUGGAGGAGUUUGCGCACUUUCUCGCACUUCAGAACUCCGGAAAGCUGGUAUAACGCACAUAGUCUCUGUUUUUAAGUCUGAUUCGAGGACAAUUAAAGAUUGCGAGGGGUUUAAGCACCUCACUAUAGAAGUAGAUGAUUUAGAAAAUGAAAACAUUUUGGAAAGCUUUGAAAAAAGUGGCAAUUGGAUAGAGAGCGCGCUCAAAGAAAGAGGAAAGGUUUUCGUUCACUGUGCCAUGGGCAGAUCACGUUCUGUGACUAUCAUUCUGGCAUAUCUCUUACGCAAAUCUCCUCAGCUUUCAGUUCAAGAGGCGCUGUCUGUGCUACGAGAUAGUUACCCUCUAGCUGAACCCAAUAGUGGAUUUAUGGCUCAACUUGAACUUUACAGAGAAAUGCAGUGUACCCCUGAUAUUAAUAUGCAUCCAAAAUAUCAGCGUUGGCUCUUUGAACAAGACUGUAGUUCGGCACUUGCUGCUGGAGUACCACCUGAAGUAGUAAGAUUCAGAGAUGAAGAGUCAAACGAGGAUGAUGAUCGAAAUUCCAAAGACUUUAUUGAGCUCAGAUGUAGAAAAUCAACAUCUGCAUAUUUUAUUCAGCAUACUCCUAAAUCUAAACUCGAAAAUUUGAAAGAGGAAGCGGUAUCCAACUCAACUUUUGAUUCCUCUUAUCCGAAAGGAUUGCCAUCUACUUGUACUACGCAUUUUAUCAACCCAAUUUCUUGGAUGAAGCCCUUCCUUGACCAAGGGCUACUUAUGGGACGAUUAGAGUGCCCGAAUCAAAAAUGUUCAGCCCAGGUUGGACGUUACUCAUGGCAGGGUCAGCGAUGCUCGUGUGGCACUUGGGUAUGCCCAUCUUUCUCGCUACAAAAAUCUCGCUGCGAUCAAGUUAACGUCGUGAAAUAA